GAUCUUUAUGAUAACAUGAAAAGAUAUCAUAAAAUCAGGGUUCAUACUUCAUACUAUCAUAUACUGUGAAAGUCGACAAGUGACUACUUAGAUUUUUCAAUUCGGCUUUCAUUUUGACUGUCAUGAAGUAAUCACAAUUAUAAUAAUCUUGACAACCUUGAAACAGCUUUCAUGUUCUUCAUGCAAAGUAUAAUUUCUGAUUUCUUUCUUCUGAACAUGAGAUGAUGUUGACCUGGACAUGCUUCUGAACUAGUGAAGACUCUGCUGAUAAUGUGAUGUUUGAUUGUGUUUUCUCAGUAGAGAACGGCAUCACGGGAAACCACAGAACAGAGGAGGAGGAGGAGGAGGAGGAGGAGGAUAGAGGCGAGGUGUUCACCGUAGAGCUGAUGAGAGGACCUCAUGGUCUUGGGCUGGCGCUGGUGGAUGGAAUGAAAACUCCUCUGCGAGUGAGCGGGAUCUACGUGAAGUCAGUGGUGUCUGAUUCCCCAGCAGGCCUCAGUCAGAGGCUAAGAGUGGGCGACCGCAUCCUCGCUGUCAAUGGAGUCAGUCUGGUGGGGAUGGACUACCACAGGUGAACACUUCUCCAGACGUUCAACAUGCUG
This is a messenger RNA of Sinocyclocheilus grahami, 602 nucleotides long. Its product is annotated as ras-associating and dilute domain-containing protein-like. The transcript is spliced from 2 exons. The record is from RefSeq and is a predicted model, not a curated record. Lineage: Eukaryota; Metazoa; Chordata; Actinopteri; Cypriniformes; Cyprinidae. Gene Ontology annotation, molecular function: protein binding. Bases 276 to 575 code for a protein of 99 amino acids.